CAAUACUUUUUGUACCGUUUAUCGCGUGACUUUGAUUAAUUUCUACUACGUUUCAAUCUAUAUUCGUCUUUCCCGAUAUUUUUUCUUUCUCUGUCGUAAUUUUCAAGUGCAUUUGCAAUUUAUUUUGACUCUUUCUAUUCUCUUGUUUAGACAAUAAAUGAACGGUAAAUAUUUUUGAAGUUAGCUGCAAUUGAGUCAAGAGUUGCCGGUAGAAGGUGAUUUUGUAAUUGAAACAUUGAAAAGAAAAAACUUCUAUUCUUUCAAGCUAUUUUUCAUUACUACGCCAUUGGAACGUAUUGUUUAAUUCUUGUUGUAUUAUGCAAAUAUUUACAAGAUUUAAAGCUGUACAUUUAAGACAUGUACGGUACCUUAAAGUUUAAUAUGGCUAACACAUAGCAUACUGUACCUGAAAUUGUACACACAACUUGCAACCCUGCAUACGUAAUUGGAAAUUCACAUUGACAGAUAAUCAAGUACAACAAACUUAAAUUUUUGUUCUUUCUUUCCGGAAUAGGAUUUUGUGAGGUGUGCUUGUUCUCGACUUCGAGCUAAGGCCAAAUUUUUAAAUAAAAAUCUAAUUUUUUGGCGACUUGCACCAAUAUUAAUAAUUUAAAUACUUUAUAACCAUGUCUACAAAAGCUGAACUUGCUUGCGUUUACGCUGCUCUCGUUUUGGUUGAUGAUGAUAUUGCUGUUACUGGCGAGAAAAUCUCAACCAUCUUGAAGGCCGCCAAUGUUGAAGUUGAACCUUACUGGCCCGGUUUGUUCGCCAAGGCUUUGGAAGGUAUCAACGUCAAGGACUUGAUCACCAACAUUGGAUCCGGAGUCGGUGCUGCUGCCCCAGCUGGUGGUGCUGCCGCUGCUGGUGGAGAUGCUGCUCCAGCUGAGGCCAAAAAGGAAGAGAAGAAGAAGGAGGAAGAACCAGAGGAAUCCGACGAUGACAUGGGCUUCGGUCUCUUCGAUUAAGUCUAAACGUUUUAUAGUUUUUAUUAAAACUUUUAAUGUGUCCUAUUGACGAAGUAUAAAAGAAAUUUUGUAUACUACGUAUACAAAACGUGA
Messenger RNA from Bactrocera oleae (olive fruit fly), 1058 nucleotides. It is a transcript of the gene RpLP1, whose product is annotated as Ribosomal protein LP1. Lineage: Eukaryota; Metazoa; Arthropoda; Insecta; Diptera; Tephritidae. Gene Ontology annotation, molecular function: ribonucleoprotein complex binding; protein kinase activator activity; structural constituent of ribosome. The record is from RefSeq and is a predicted model, not a curated record. Gene Ontology annotation, biological process: cytoplasmic translation; translational elongation. Gene Ontology annotation, cellular component: ribosome; cytosolic large ribosomal subunit.